Messenger RNA from Equus caballus (horse), 4863 nucleotides. The record is from RefSeq and is a predicted model, not a curated record. Lineage: Eukaryota; Metazoa; Chordata; Mammalia; Perissodactyla; Equidae.
GCUUGGUGCAGGCGGCGGGAGGGGCUGAGGGCCAGCAGGUGGCAGCGCGCUCAGACCGAGCCCCUGGACCUCGGCCGGGGGGCGCAGCCCCCUGUAUACCUGCAGCUUCUGCUCCGGCUCACCCCCACCUCCCACGCGAGGAGCCCCUGGGGUCCGAUGGGGACAUUCCUCCCACGGCGCGGAGAAGGAAUCCCCCAUCCACACCCACGUCCCCGGAGCUCGCUGGCAGGCGGAGGCAGGCGGUGUUCGUGGAGCCCCGCCGAGGGGCGCGCUGGUCCCGGGAGUUCCCUGCGUUUGAGGUCGGGGGAAGCCUCCCAGCCGGACUUCAGACUGUCGGAGCUGCCCGAGAGGCUUGCGUCGUCGUCCCACCUGUGUGCCCCCUGGCUGUGUUUCUAGGAGUGACCCCUAUAAGAAGCAGCAUUUAUGGGCGCGUUUCAUAUUCGACGGAGUUUAAAAAGAGUUUGUUCCACAUGUAGAAGUCCGAGUCUGGGUGUGUGAUUUGGUGUGUUUUCUGCAAUAUAAAAGGCAAACUCCUUUCCAAAAAAUCUAUCCUUUGUUUUUCCUUGAAAGGAGAAAUGAGGGUAAGUAUUGCACCGGGCUGUCUUCAGCCCUCCCACAUCCCCCAAGACACACACACACACACACACACACUCACUCACACACACACACUCUCUCAGUGUUGGCAGCUGAAGGCAGAGCCUCUGAAGCCACCCAAAUUGGGAGGAAGAAUUAAGGCUGUUUGAUAAUAGGGAUGAGGCUCAUAAGUAGGAGGCUACUGUUUUGGUAAGGAUUUUCACUUCCCCAGCAAUCUAGAGUGCUUGGGAACUAAGGAACCAGCAUUGUCCCUGGCAUCCUGCCUUCCCUUCCAUCCACGUGUACAGUCCAGGGUGUGCAGAGGCUCCUGAGGGAGCAUCCUUGUUGCUCUGCCUUGGGAAAAAGUUGCUUAUUAUUAUUAUUAACCUCUGUUUCAAAAAGGUUUGGAUAACCACAGCUUUCUGUUUUUGGAAAGUAGUGUUUAAUAACAUUCUCAAUUUAAUAUUCACAGUAAAUUGAUGAAUUAACAUGUAUUUUGUUAUCUUGUCACAUGUUGCCAAGGGCUUGUCUCUACCUAACAUCUUUUGUAGUAAAAAACUUCGAUUCUUUAUUAGUCAGGUUGACUGUGUAAAGCUGGAGUAUUAACAGUGCUUUCUAAAAAUGCAUUCACUGCCUGGUAUAUCUUUCUGGACAGAUCUGGAGCAGAAGUAAUCAGGUUCAAUUCAGAUGAAAAUACUCCAUUCUGAAGAGACUAACUGCCCCGUUUCCUGGCCUGCAGGAGUUGCAGAAUGCUCCUUGAGCUGGGUGACCUUGAUUCCCAUCGCUAUCACGUGCUUUACCAGAGGCCUGGACAUCAGGAAGGAGAAAGCAGAUGUCCUCUGCCCAGGGGACUGCCCUCUUGACGAAUUCUCUGUGUUUGGGAACAUCGUGUAUGCUUCUGUAUCGAGCGUAUGUGGCGCCGCCAUCCACAGAGGAGUAAUCGGCAACUCAGGGGGACCCGUGCGAAUCUAUAGCCUACCAGGUCGAGAAAACUAUUCCUCAGUCGUUGCCAAUGGCAUCCAGUCUCAGACGCUGUCCAGGUGGUCUGCUUCUUUCACAGUGACAAAAGGCAGAAGUGGUACCCAGGAAGCCACAGGACGAGCAGUGUCCACAGCACGUCCAGCAACAGGUAAACGACUAAAGAAAACACCUGAGAAGAAAGCUGGCAAUAAAGACUGCAAAGCAGACAUUGCGUUUCUGAUCGAUGGAAGUUUUAAUAUUGGGCAGCGCCGAUUUAAUCUACAGAAGAAUUUUGUUGGGAAAGUGGCUCUAAUGUUGGGAAUUGGAACAGAAGGACCACACGUGGGCCUAGUUCAAGCCAGUGAACAUCCAAAAAUAGAAUUUUACUUGAAAAACUUUACAUCAGCCAAAGAUGUUUUGUUUGCCAUAAAGGAAGUCGGUUUCAGAGGGGGUAACUCCAACACAGGAAAAGCCUUGAAGCACACUGCCCAGAAAUUUUUCACAGCAGACGCUGGAGUGAGAAAAGGGAUCCCCAAAGUGGUGGUGGUAUUUAUUGAUGGCUGGCCUUCUGAUGAUAUCGAGGAAGCAGGCAUUGUGGCCAGAGAGUUUGGCGUCAAUGUAUUUAUAGUUUCCGUGGCGAAGCCUAUCCCUGAAGAACUGGGGAUGGUUCAGGAUGUUGCAUUUGUUGACAAGGCUGUCUGUCGGAAUAAUGGCUUCUUCUCUUACCACAUGCCCAACUGGUUUGGCACCACGAAAUAUGUAAAGCCUCUGGUGCAGAAGCUCUGCGCUCACGAGCAAAUGAUGUGCAGCAAGACCUGUUAUAACUCGGUGAACAUCGCCUUUCUAAUUGACGGCUCCAGCAGUGUUGGAGACAGCAAUUUCCGCCUCAUGCUUGAAUUUGUUUCCAACAUAGCCAAGACUUUUGAAAUUUCGGACAUUGGUGCCAAGAUAGCUGCUGUACAGUUCACCUAUGAUCAGCGCACAGAGUUCAGUUUCACUGACUAUAGCACCAAAGAGAAUGUCCUGGCCGUUAUCAGAAACAUCCGCUACAUGAGUGGCGGAACGGCUACUGGUGACGCCAUUUCCUUUACUGUUAGAAACGUGUUUGGUCCCAUGAGGGAUAGCCCCAACAAGAACUUCCUGGUGAUUGUCACAGACGGGCAGUCCUACGAUGACGUUCGAGGUCCUGCAGCUGCUGCACAUGAUGCAGAUAAGAAACUUCCUCAAAAUCACCAAGCUCGUGUUGAGGCCAAUAUUCAAACCCAGGCAGUCUGGCUGAGUCCACGCCUAACCACACUAUCUUGGAACUGCCAUGAGAACCAUGUCAUACAUCAAGGAAAUACGUUACAAGUCCUCACAUUUGGCUCAAACUUGGAAUAUAUCCCCCUUUAUAACAACGUAUUAUGAAUCUAUUUGAUAAUUUAUCCUAACUCUUUUUUAGUAGUUUUCAGUCUGGCAUGAGUUUUCUAGAUGCUAAGGUCACCAAUAAAGACUUUAAUACCAUCCCAUCUAAACUUCCUUUCUGGUGUCUUUCUUGAGAUAAUGAACACACACUCUGAUGUUAUUAAAAGAUAUGAAAAGGGUUUUUUUCUCCCUUAUCCCAACCUUAAUAUUUCUUUUGGCAAAGGCCUCUAGUUUCUGAAGACAUUAACAUAACGUGCUGAGAUCAAAUAGGCCAAGAUAAAGCUGAGGUUCCCUUUCCUGGGAUAAAACUGAGUGACUGGAGUCCAAUAAUAUUUAAGAAACAAAAAUGCUAACUUGGGGGGGGGGGGGCGCGGAAUUAGCGUCCUUGCAUUUUUCUACACUCUUCUGCACUUUUCCCUAUUUAAUUCCUAAUGACUUAACCUUUUCCCUUUUGUACAAUUAGCACCUCUGCUAAUGCACUUAUGUACUUUUAUAGAUAUUGAUGGAGCAGUUUUUAUAAAGUAGGACAGAGAGCUGAUACAUGCCAUUUAAGCUAUACACUGGUUUAUUUUAUACGUCAGCUACUAGCCUAUGUUGAACACCUGUUCGCUAUCAUACUCCUUAAAAGUGCAGCUUACUGAACUAAUUUCUGGUUAACAGGAUUGGCUUCAGGCUAAAUAAAGUGAACCAGGUUAAUUCAGAUACAUUUUCCCCGAUGUGGUCAAUUGACUUUUAGGAGGCUGGGCUAGACUAUUUUCAUGAAAGUUAUCUUUUAGUGAUAAUGAAGUGAAAGUUAACAAAAGCCAGAAAAUAGGGUAGGCUUUCAGGGAUAGACCACAAGUUUAAAAAAAAAAAAAAAAAAAAACCUGUAAUUAUAUACUGGGCCUGAGCUAAAUAAUCUGAGCUUGAAUGCAGAAUGAAAAGAGAGAAAAACAGGAGGGAGGAAAAUUUUUGACCUUUUCUCUCUUGCCAGCGAGAGAGGAUUGGCUGGUGGUGAUAAAUCAGAAAUCGUUUCAAGUAGCUUUUCAAGUAGCUUUUCCAUCAUAAACCUGCUUAUUUGCAAAUAAACGGGUUUAUAUCUUAAGUAUUGACAACUCUGAGCACUGUAUACCACUAGAAUCCUUGGAUAGGAGGGGCUCUUUCAGAAACUCUCAAAAUUUUAUGGGGAACUUCACCCAUGAGAGAGAUGGUAGUCUACACUAAGACUCUGCUACACCACUUCCACAAUCGGGAAUGAGGUGAAUCAAACUAACGUCACAUCACCUAACCAAAUGUACAGUUGGAGGGAAAAUCUUCUAGUAGCUCAAGGGAAUGCAGAUGGAAUGCCUUGUGUGACUGGAAGAAAUUCUAGCUUCACAGACAUUUCUCCUUGGCUGUUUUCAUCACCAGGAGAUUUUUGCUUUGGGAUUAAACACUGACGAUUUCUGACUACUGGUGUUGCCAAUGUAAAAAUAUAAAAAUUGAAAUGGAAGAAACUUGGCAUUAUUCACAGAGGACUAGUCACCAUUCCCCCCCCCCAACAAUGCAGCCUUAGAAAACUCCGACCAUUUACGUAUCCUAUCUUGUUAUGCCCUUCUUUCUUGCCCUGUUGUCCUUGCUGUGACUCCAGAACGACUAAUUGAAGUGAUGACAGCAGGCAGUCCUUUCUCAUGCCAGCCUCAGAGGGGAAGUUUUUACCAUUUCACUAUGUUUGCUGUAGGGUUUGGAUUGAUAUAUAUAUAUAUUUAGGCAUUUUUGUCAGGCUAAGAAAGUUUCCUUCUAUUUCUAGCUUACUGUGUUCUAUCAUGAUGGAUAUUGAAACAUCAAAUUUUUUUCUAUGUAAGUGAUCAUAUGAUUUAGCUGUUAAUGUGGUAAAUUACACUAAUAGCAAAGCUUCUGGUUUUGACCAAACUGUUGAGCCAUUGUCAUCACAAUGCCUGUUAAAAC